UCAGAAAUACGCUCCUGUAUGUUUGUCUGUGUAAUUUUAAUGUGCUAUCAACUUUGUCGAACGUCAUCAGAAACCUUUGCGUUGCAAUCUGCUUACAUCGUGCUUGAUCAUGCGUGUGGAGUGGCGUUGGAUAGCCCCACUGGCGGUUGCACUUCCAGCCUGCUUUGCUGCAGUAAAGAUUCCGCUUGGCUCGGAACUUCGGAGGGUGUCUGGUCCUACCAACAAUCGUAAAGCCCCUCAGUUUGGAGAAGAGAUUUCUUGGGAACCCGUAGAGGGAGGAUGUGACAUACGUUCUCUAUGGCUUCAACUUGUCCAUUUGAGACCCCCCGCAGUCAGUCAUGAUCGCCCUCUCCAUCGAAUCAAACCAUUUGAUGAUCCAAUCCGCCAACUGUCCCGACAAGCUGUGUUCAUAUGGACGGAAUGAUUUUCGGAUGGGUACUGUGGAAUGGGAUCCACGCGAAAGAGACGAUUAGCAUUGCCGAUCUCACGCUCCCGGACGUCCCGUUCCUCUUUGCGGAACGGAUCCGUUACCUGGAAUAUGUUGGGUGGUAUUUUGGCUACAGCGGAGUGCUUGGACUGGCACCGAACUCCCCCCGUGGACAA
This is a messenger RNA of Eremomyces bilateralis CBS 781.70, 603 nucleotides long. RefSeq lists its product as uncharacterized. NCBI's taxonomy places the organism in Eukaryota, Fungi, Ascomycota, Dothideomycetes, Eremomycetales, Eremomycetaceae. The record is from RefSeq and is a predicted model, not a curated record. The transcript has 3 exons. The coding region runs from base 110 to 424 and encodes 104 amino acids.